CAUAUAAUACCUCGCUCCACGUGGAUUGUUUUCCUACUGUGCAUCUAAGUAGAAUAGGGUAUACAAUAACUACAGAUUAAUCAACGCAACUCGCACACGUAUCGAUCGCUACUACCCCUUCACUCUGGAAAAUCUGAAACUCUGUCUCUUAAGCUAACUAUACUUCUUGGAAAAAAAAAGUUAGAAAAAUGCGCAAGCGCUGAGAAUGACUUGAUGUUUCCUCCAUGGCGAUAUUAUCGCUCAAUAGUUCGCCGACAUUCCAAUCACUAUGUCGUAUUCCUUCCAUGUGUCCUCUAUGCGCAACAUCGCGUAUCAACAGGACAACGAAUACAGUAUUCAAUUGAAUCGCUGGUUUCUAAAACCAAUCGGUGCUUGGCCAGGGACCAACAUUGGUAUCGCCGGUAAGGUGUUAUCGCGUGGUAUCCAAUUUGUUUGUCAUUCUCUGAUCGCCUUCACGGUGGUACCGUGUGCGUUAUACAUUAUAUUUGAGCCGGAUGUGCAUCUAAAGUUGAAGGCAUUCGGUCCGAUGAUACACUGGCUGAUGGGCGGCGCGAACUAUUGUUCAUUACUGAUGCGUAGCUACAAGAUACGCAAGUGCGUGGACCAUAUGCGUGCCGAUUGGCAAUACGUGGGAACAGUCCGCGAUCGCGAGGUGAUGCUGCAAAACGCAAAAUUUGGUCGAUUUGUGUCUGCCUUUUGCGCGGUCUUCAUGCAAGGCGGUGUCUGUUCCUACAGUAUCAUUACCACUCUGACACCGGCGAACAUUCGGAUCGGGAACGUCACGAUAACUAUGCACCAGCUUCCGUGUCCGUUCUACACGGAACUGGUGGACACUAGAUACAGUCCAGCAAACGAGAUUGUGAUCGUCCUACAAUUGUUGUCAACUGUCAUAGUAAACUCUGUCACGGUGGGCGCGUGCAGUCUCGCUGCGGUCUUCGCCAUGCAUGCCUGUGGCCAGCUGAGCAUUCUGAUGAUAAGAUUGGACGAACUUGUCGACGAAACAGAAAGCGAACAUAAGGUCACGCGACGAAAAUUGGCUAUCAUCGUGGAGCAACAUCUCCGUGUACUGAGUUUUGUAUCGCAGAUAGAAACGAUUAUGCAUCAGAUAUGUCUCGUUGAAUUAUUGGGGUGUACUACCGAUAUGUGCAUGCUCGGCUAUUAUACGAUUACGUGUCAAAAAAUAGGAGAAAUGGCAUACAUGACAGAGUGGUACCGAUUACAUCAUAAAAUUGCGAUCGAUCUAAUUCUAAUAAUUUCAAGAUCAAAUGCCGUUAUUAAAAUAACCGCCGGAAAAAUGAUUCAGCUAUCUAUUGCAACUUUUGGAGAUGUCAUGAAAACAUCAUUUGCGUAUUUAAAUAUACUCAGAACAGUAGCGACAUAACAAAAUGUAGAUGUAUAUGACAUAAGAGCUCCAGACAAA
This is a messenger RNA of Acromyrmex echinatior (Panamanian leafcutter ant), 1420 nucleotides long. RefSeq names its product odorant receptor 10-like. Gene Ontology annotation, biological process: sensory perception of smell; detection of chemical stimulus involved in sensory perception of smell. Gene Ontology annotation, molecular function: olfactory receptor activity; odorant binding. The record is from RefSeq and is a predicted model, not a curated record. Lineage: Eukaryota; Metazoa; Arthropoda; Insecta; Hymenoptera; Formicidae. Gene Ontology annotation, cellular component: plasma membrane.